This is a messenger RNA of Schistosoma margrebowiei, 4490 nucleotides long. NCBI's taxonomy places the organism in Eukaryota, Metazoa, Platyhelminthes, Trematoda, Strigeidida, Schistosomatidae. The record is from the annotation of a GenBank genome assembly.
CUAGGCUUAUGUGGAACAUUCGAAAUUAGGCGCUACGAAGUUCGGAUUUUUAGCAGCUGACGAGAAACCUCGAAAUAAUAUGAAUUCAUACUAUUCUGCAUCAAUGUUUGUUCUUGCUCUAUUCAAAUUAAUUUAUCCUGUGAACUAUAAUUGUGCUCUUAAAUUAUAAUGGCAUUGAUAGAACGAAUGAGCAUUCUUGGAAUUCGAAGUUUUGGACAGGAAACACCUCAAAAAAUUGAAUUUUUUACACCUGUCACUUUGAUUCUUGGUCAGAAUGGAACGGGAAAAACGACUGUCAUCGAGUGUUUGAAAUAUUCAGCAACUGGAGAACUACCUCCUGGAUCGAAAACUGGGUGUUCAUUUAUCCAUGAUCCUAGAAUAGCACAAGAAAGUGAAGUGAAAGCCAAAGUCACUCUUCAAAUUCGUGAUGUUAAAGGUUGUCCUAUGGUUGUUUCACGAGCACUUAUGGCAACACAGCGUGAUAAAACAAAGCAAGGGACUUUAAAAACUCUGGAUGGAUCAAUAAAACGUCAGUACUCAGACGGACGUGUUACAAGUGUCAGCCUACGAUGUACUGACCUAGAUCAGGAAAUGGUUACAAGUUUGGGUGUAUCAAAAGCUGUCUUGGAAAAUGUUAUCUUUUGUCACCAAGAAGAUUCUAAUUGGCCUUUACAAGAAGCGAAAUCGGUAAAACAACGUUUCGACGAUUUGUUUGCCUCAUCACGUUAUGUGAAAGCACUGGAUGCCAUUCGGAAGUGUAAACAAGACAAUGAUGGCAAUGUUAAAUUAUAUAAAACUGAGUUGAAACAUUUAACCAAAAAUCGUGAUGAAGCUUUGAAACUUCGUUCUGAACGAGAAGAAACACUUCAUUCAAUUGAAAAACAGGAAAAAAAUCUAGAAGAAAUGUCUGCAAAGCUUCAACCUGUCGUUGAACAACUCAACCGUUAUAAAGAACGCUACGCAGAGCUAACAAAACUACAAGCUGAAAUCAAGUCUUGUGAAGCUGAACGUGCUCAUUUAACAGACACAAUAAAGAAUUUAAUGUUAAACAUACAGAACGAGUAUCAAGGAAGUGAUGAAGAAUUAAAACGUUUGAUUGAAGAUGCUGAGACAGAAUACGAAAAGAAAAUUUUUCUGUUGAAUCAAUCUGAAAAUAUAUUACAAAGAAAACGUAAAGAGUUAAAUAAUUUGGAAACGAAUCAAACAAAAACUAUUGUUGAGAAAGCACAAAUUGAAAUGGAGGUUAAGCGUUUGGAUGAAGCAAUAAUCAAUCGUGAUAUGCUCUUAGCCUCGAUCGUUACAAAUUACAUUCCCGGUGAUAAGUAUGCAGACGUGAAGCAAUUCACCGAUGAGGAUGUGGAGUAUAUUGUGCAGUUUGUUGCUGGAUUACUACAUGAAUAUGAAAAUCAAUUAACAGAAGUGAAGCUGCUAUCGGCUAAUGAAGAGAGGAAAGCUCAAACUGAUGUUGAUGUUGUUCGAGAUGAAUUGGCUGCUCUAAAACAAAAAAUACAAACUAUAAAACGUAAUUAUAAUCAACGAUCAUGUGAAAUGAUUAGUGUUGAAAAACGCUUAGAAAAUGAACAUUCAUUAAAUGAACGUAUUGAAAAAGUCAGAGAUCAAUUUCAUAAAUCUGAAAUCACCAUUCAAGAUUUAAAUACGGAUCAUGAAUUGAAAAACUUACAUCAAUCCAUAACAGAAUCGUUGGGAAAGAAAAAGGAACUGGAACAUACGAUCAGUUUACUAGAUGAAAAGAUUGCGACAUUUCAAAAAAGUGCCAGUAAGUAUCGUGAGUUAGAACUCAUGCAGAAAGAACGAGCGAAUAAACUUGAAGGGAUUCGCAAAAUACGAAGUCGUCAUGCUGAAGCAUUGGAACAAGUUUUCGCUGGCUCUGUGAUUCCUUUUGUAGCUACAGAAAAAUCACUUGAAGAACAAGCGAAUCCUAAUAAUAUUCGAUCGUUUAUUAAUGACCAAACACGUUUAAAGGUUGUAUUCUCUAAACGACUUGAUGAAUUGGAACAGUCAACUAGAGAGACAAGAAAACAGUUGGCUAAAAUUGAGCAAGAGCGCUCAUCGCUUGAAGCUACUUCUAAAUUUACCAGAAAUCAUCUACAAGAAAAACGAGAUCAACUAAAAAUAUUAGAAGGAAAGCUUUUAUCUGUACCUGGAGCAGAUGAUCUGGAACAAACUCUUAUUAAUCUUCAAGAUAGACGUGGCUCUUUAGAGGAAGAAUAUGCAAACGAACAAGGAAGUGUAUUUUUAUGGUGUAAAUUUCGUGACCGAUUGUCUCGUGUAGAUUCUGAUUGUCCAGUAUGUCAUCGAUGCUUUGACAGUGAUGCAGAACGUGAUGAAUUAUUAAAUGAAAUUGAUAACCGAAUAAAAACGUUACCUUCCGAAUUUGAACGUAAAAAACAAGAAUUGAAAGAAAUAGUUUCACGUCUUGAAUCAUUGGUUGAGUUACGUCCCAUAAGUUUAGAGAUCAAAAAUUUACAUGAGGAAAUAAUCCCUGCUCUAGAGUUGAAAAUUAAAGCUGAAUUAGAUAAACUUACUGAUGUACGCAGUCAACGAGAUAAGACAAGUGCUCUACUUGAAACAUAUCAAGCAGAUGAGUCUUUAGCGAAAGCAGUACAAGGUGAUUUAGCAAUAUUAGAACGCUUAGAAAAUGAAUCUUAUGAAUUAACAGUUAAAAUUAAUCAAUUCAAAUAUGAAUUUACAGAUAUAACAACAGAUUCUCAAUUAAUUGAUGGGUUGCAAGAAGAAAGAAAGUCGUUACGUGAAUCAUUACUAACAAUUUCUGAAACUAUUGAGCAGAAACAAAAGCGUGUUGACCAGUUGAAUCAGGCUCAACGUGAAGCUGUCAGUGAAAUGCAUAGACUUAAAGAUCAAAUGCAUAAGUUGCAGCAAGAGAAUUUAGAUAAUGUUCAACUGAAGAAUGAUCUUUCUCGUUUAACUCGUGACUGUGAAACUUUGAAAAAAGAACUAUCUGAAUUAGAAUCUGAGCAACUUCCAGCUGUUCAUCGUCGAUGGACUGAAGCAUGCGAUGAACGCAGUCGUGUUACUAAGAUCCGUGAAGAAAAUAUUGAACAAGCUACUACAAAGGUUAAUGAAAUUGAUGAGAAACUGAAGAUGCUGACUGACGCAUGUACUUCGGUCAAAUUCGCAUUCAAUUCUCAACCCUUAGAACGAUUGAAGGUGAUUCUUGAAACUGUAGAAGAACUUCAAAAGAACUUAUCUCUUGUCAAAUCUGAGGCUGACACCUGUAGUCAAAAUAUCGAACUCUUAAAAAAACAAAUCAACGAACAUAAAAUGCGUCAGCGAGAAUUGACGGAUUGUGUCCAAGUUCGUCAACUACGUUGUCAACUUAGCUUUCUCACAGAACGAACAGAAUCCCUUGCCAAAAAUCAAAUGAUUUGUGAUAAUAUUCCUUUAUCAGAUCAAGAUUUAAUUAACGAAACUAAACGUUUAUCAUUAGAAGAGGAAAAACUUCAUUCACUUAAACAAGACAUAUCCAAUCAACUAAGUGAAUUAAACGCAAAACUCUGUUAUCUUAAUCGUGAUUUGAAUGAAAAAUAUACCAACGCUGACAGUGAAUAUCGUGAUAUGAUGUAUCAGCUUAAAACUUCAGAAUUAGCUUGUUCGGAUUUGGAACGAUAUUAUAAAGCUUUAGAUAGGGCGAUAAUGUCUUAUCAUGCUGUUAAAAUGGCUGAUCUAAAUAAAAUUAUCCGAGAAUUAUGGCGCAGUACAUACCGUGGCAAUGACAUCGAUUACAUUGAGAUAUGUAGCGAAGAAGAUACAGCUGCUGCUUUGAAUGUUUGCAGAACGCGAAGAACUUAUAAUUACCGUGUGGUUAUGGUGAAGACAACAACAGGAAGCAUGUCAGUUUCUCGGUCGAAGUCAAAAAACAACACUUCAUGCAAUAACGAAGCCCGUUUAGAUAUGCGUGGACGAUGUUCAGCUGGGCAAAAAGUUCUAGCCAGUUUAAUCAUCCGUUUAGCACUGGCUGAAGUAUUUUGCCUACAUUGUGGAGUACUUGCUCUUGAUGAACCAACGACAAACCUCGACCGAGAAAAUAUUGAAAGUUUAGCUUAUGCUCUGGUAGAAAUUAUAAAAAGCAGGAGCCGUCAGAAAAACUUUCAGUUAAUCGUUAUCACACAUGAUGAAGACUUCGUCGAAUUACUUGGUAGAUCAGACUACGUGGAAAACUUUUUCCUAUUAUCACGUGAUGCACAAGGUUUAUCAGAAAUUAGAAAAGUCCCUAUUGGAGAACAUUUUCAUUAAAAUAUACCUACUGUUUAUUUAAAUUAUAUAAAUGAUUUCAUGAGGACUUCUUACUUGUUAAAUCACUAUUGUCUAGCUCAUUUUCCUCUCAUUGUAUAUGAAACAACAAUUAACGGUCAUUCUGAUAGAUGUAGUAUUAGUCUGCAAACAAGCUAAAUUCUGACCGAUAAACUAAAAAUGAGUACAGACGUGCGUAUGUUCAUAAUACAGUGGAC